Messenger RNA from Mesoplodon densirostris (Blainville's beaked whale), 942 nucleotides. RefSeq names its product thrombopoietin (gene THPO). The coding region runs from base 1 to 861 and encodes 286 amino acids. The transcript is spliced from 6 exons. Gene Ontology annotation, cellular component: extracellular region. Gene Ontology annotation, biological process: cell population proliferation; positive regulation of ERK1 and ERK2 cascade; positive regulation of hematopoietic stem cell proliferation. Lineage: Eukaryota; Metazoa; Chordata; Mammalia; Artiodactyla; Ziphiidae. The record is from RefSeq and is a predicted model, not a curated record. Gene Ontology annotation, molecular function: hormone activity; cytokine activity.
AUGGAGCUGACUGAAUUGCUCCUCGUGGUCAUGCCUCUCCUAACUGCAAGACUAACUCUGUCCAGCCCGGCUCCUCCUGCCUGUGACCCCCGACUCCUAAAUAAACUGCUUCGUGACUCCCAUGUCCUUCACAGCAGACUGAGCCAGUGCCCAGACGUUAACCCUUUGUCCACACCCGUCCUGCUGCCCGCUGUGGACUUCAGCUUGGGAGAAUGGAAAACCCAGACAGAGCAGACCAAGGCACAGGACGUUCUGGGAGCCGCGACCCUUCUGCUGGAGGCAGUCAUGGCAGCGCGGGGACAACUGGGACCCACUUGCCUCUCGUCCCUACUGGUGCAGCUUUCUGGACAGGUCCGCCUCCUCCUUGGGGCCCUGCAGGGCCUCCUAGGAACCCAGCUUUCUGCACAGGGAAGGACCACAGCUCACAAGGAUCCAAGUGCCAUCUUCCUGAGCUUCCAACGACUGCUCCGAGGAAAGGACUUCUGGAUUGUUGGAGACAAACUCCAGUGUCUCAGCCAGAACUACUGGCUCUGGACUUCUGAACAGGCUGCAGGGAUUCAGAGCCAAGAUUCCUGGUCUGCUGAACCAAACCUCCAGGUCCCUAGACCAAAUCCCUGGACACCUGAACAGGACACAUGGACUCCUGAGUGGAAUUCACGGACUCGUUCCUGGACCCACACCCAGGGCCCCAAGAGCCCCGGAUAUUCCUCCGGAAACUUCAGACAUGGACUCCCUGCCACCCUACCUCCAGCCUGGAGAGUCUCCUUCCCCAGCCCAUCCUCCUCCUGGACAGUACACACUCUUCUCUCCUUCACCCACCUUGCCCAUCCCCACGGUCCAGCUCCAACCCCUGCUUCCUGACCCCUCUGCUAUCACACCCAACUCUACCAGUCGUCUUCUAGUUGCAGCCCACUCUCACUUCCAGAAUCUGUCUCAGGAAGA